Athalia rosae (coleseed sawfly) is the source of this 4204-nucleotide messenger RNA. RefSeq lists its product as uncharacterized. The coding region runs from base 158 to 2551 and encodes 797 amino acids. The record is from RefSeq and is a predicted model, not a curated record. NCBI's taxonomy places the organism in Eukaryota, Metazoa, Arthropoda, Insecta, Hymenoptera, Athaliidae. The transcript is spliced from 8 exons.
GUGGCUCUGAAUUCAUUGGAUCUUCCGUGGCUGUCCGACCAUCGAACAACAACGUAUUCAAUAUUUGUGCACGAUUCCUUCACUUGCAUUGCUGGCAAGAAGAAGUUGAAAUUUUCCCUCAUGAAUUGAUAACACAGGAUAUUUUGCAGAAUAAAAGAUGGCUUCAACUGCUUUAGAAGAGAAGAUUAAUAAAAUCAGACAGAAAAAUGAAGAAAUACGGCGGAGGCAUGAAGAAGUUGAAGCAGAUAAACAAAAUGCCGCAAAAUUGAAUGCAUUGGUGAAAAUGGUUCCAACCACUGAUUGGCCAGAACGAAAGGAACCACCAGAAUUUUCAAAUCCACCACCUACCAAAAGCAAUAGCAAUUUCAAGCAAAAAACUUCUGGGAAAGAAUAUCGUGGGGUACAACAGCAAUAUCAUGCUGGAGGUGGAGAUGGCAGGAAGACCCAUGUUUUUGCGGAAGGUGACGGACCACCUCCUGAUCCAAGCUACAACUUUCUCGCUGACUCUGAAAGAGAUGAACGGAAUAGAGAAGAUCUAAGAAACAACGAUCGAUUCAGAGGUCACGGCGGAACUCAUCGAGGUGCUUUUAGAAGGAGGGGCAGUGGCCGUGAUGGACAUUCUAAGGAAUAUCGAACAUCCUCUACCGCACCAAAAGACGCUACUAAACCAGAAUAUGAAGCGUGGAGAGCUGAGCGCAAUCGAAUUGAUGAAGCUCGAAUCAGUCGCCAGCGCACUGCCGAGGGUAACUGGCGCCGAGAAUGGGAUAAUAAUAAAACGAACGUAGAAGAAGAUAAAGUCGAUGGAACAAAAGCAACUCGGCAAGACAUCGGAGAUAUCGUAAGAAAAGAUCAUAAGGAGUUUGACAAGUGGCAGGGCAAUGACACUGACUUUGAUUCACCGCGAGCCCGUGGUGGAAAGCAAUACCUCAAUCAGGGUUCAUCGAGAGGAUCUCAUACUAAUCGAGGAUAUCAACAUUCAAUAUCAUAUGAACAAUAUCAUGCACCCGUAUCACCUUCAAGUAUCAAACCCGUUCAAUCUCCAAAUGGAAUUGAUGAUCGAACUGUUCUGGCCACAGAUAAGAGUAUCAAGGUUAUCGUCAAUCAUGGCAAUAUUGCUCCAAGAGGUCCUGUAAUGAGUGUUAAGGUGAGCUCUUCAAGCAUAGCGGGCACAGGGCGAGUUGGUCCUCGUCAAAAGCCUCGUGUGUUAUAUAGCAGUCAGUCGGAAACUGAGACACCCAGCCAUGACUUUUCCAACCACAAAUCAUCGGAAGAUAAAACGAAUCAUGUUUAUUUUAAUCAGGAUGUGGAUGAACAAUCACACUAUCUUCCCAAAAUUUUGCAUCCACAGCGGAGAGCGGAAAAUAACUCGAAAUCACCAUAUUUACCAAGAAAGGAAUCUAAGUACGAUGCGCAAGAGCGAAAACAUGGAGAAUCCGCUUCAAAAUCGCCAUAUUUACAACGAAAAGAAAUGAAAAACUGUCCGAAAUCACCUCAAUUCCAAAGGAAAGAAGUUUUGUCCAACCGGGACUCACACAUCAAGCAAAGAAAUAAUUUUUCAGCAAACGAUUCAUUCAAAUCCACUAACUCACAAAGGCGGACAGUUGAUAAAUUUAAACAUGAUACGCAGAAAUCUCCAACAACAAAGAAAAGUGAUGAAAUAUCGGCUUCAAAACCACAACGAAUAAACAAGCGAGUUGAUAAAUUAAAAAAUUCUCAACCCAUGAAUUCUAAAAAAGAACAAGAGCCCGAAAGUAACACUCAAAUUAACACAUGUGUUUUGUCUGAAAUGAUAGAAAAUGAUACCGAACGCAUCAACGCAUAUGAUGGUAUUGAAAUUAUUACUAAUAUACGUGAGGCAAAUUCAUCCAAGGGCUCACAAAAAGUUGAGACAAUCAAAGAAGAAGAAUCUAAGUCAAUCGGUAACUCAGAAGUUAUCAGCGUAUCUACUUGUUCAGAAAACGUUGACGAUAGUGCCUCUAAUGAUUUCAAAAUAAUCAAAAGCUCCGACUUAACGGAAACACCUGAGUCAAGAGUUGUGAUUUCUGCAGAUGGCCGUCAGUCUCCACAAUUUACGGUUGGAUCGUAUAAUAGCUUAGACACGGAAUUAAAUGUUAACAAUGAAAAAUCGAAGUCUUCUACCGAUUCAGUCGUUUUGCAUUCUAUUGAAAACCAAUCCGAUAGUUGUUCCAAAAAAGUUGGGGAUUCGAAAGAUGUUGUGGAAAUAUCAGAAGAAGGAGUAUCUGUACCGCAAGAGAUAAUUGAGAUUGACAAAUUUACUGAAAAUAAUGUAUCUGAUACGACAGCCGAAUCAAACAAUAUCUCAGACAUAUCUGAUGUAGAUUCUAAGUAUCACAAAAAUGCAGCUGUUGUCACUAUUUCGGCUAAAUUAGAAGAUUCUGAGACAGAUGUCAGUUUGAAUAAUGAAUUACACAGCGAAUCACGUAACGAAAUAUCUGACAAUGCAGACCACCAAACGAAUGUAAUCCUACCAGCGCUUGGAGAGGUCAACAUCGAUUCACGCCUAUCUACAAAAACGGAGAGUCAAGAUUAGUGAAAAAAAAAAAUUGAGAUUCUGUCUAUGAUAAUAUUGUUGUAAAAUCGGAAGAGUGAAUUGUACAUACAAAUAGCAAUGCAUCACAAUUGUCGGUGUAUAUAAAUUAAAUCCUCAUGAAGCAGAUUGCUUGAUGUCACUAAUGCGAUGCAAUCACUGUACAUAUUUAAUAAUCGUGAUGCUUAAUUCAAAUAUGUUGUGAUUUUUUGAAUUUUAUCACAACUGAAAUUAAUUCUUGUAAUCGAUCAUUAAUUGUUGUUUGAUAUGAUCAUGCCAGUUGUUUGAGUACUAUAUCAUAGUCAAAAAAAUAUUUUGAAGCUUAAAAAAUUUUAAAUUAUUAUAAGUGUAUUCGUGACCUUUAUUUAGAUACAAUUUUUUCUCUGAAUAAUGUAGCUCAAGAUUAAUAAUUGUGAAUUAGUUUUACGAAUUAUCAAUCGCGUAGCCUUGUGACAUAACAUCGUUGCUUUUCAAAUCUAAUUUGUUGACAUCACUGUUGAAGCAAUAUUUGAACACAAAUAUUUCAUGUACCAUGAAUAUUACCCUCGAUAAUUAUUGUUGCCUUUUAUGGUGAAUGGUACUGCCAAAUAAUGUCUCAUAUUUAUGAUAAUCGGUGAAUGCACAUAUUGGAUAAAAUCAAUGGUAGCACUAAAUAUAUAUUUCGUACCUAUUGUCAAGCUAGGUACACAACUAUACGUACACGCAUACAUACAUAAGUAUAUACAAAGGGGAAAAAAAAAUUAUUUAUUUUAAAAAUCAAUCGAAUAUUUUUAUACCAAAUAUUUUGGCUAUUGGAAUUUAGGGUGCGAGACCGUUUUAGAAAACGCGAUAUAGAAAAUUUCUGGAUACUCAUAAAAAUAGUAUCAUUGUAUUUAUUGUACCAUUUAGAGUUGAUGCAUAUUUAUUUUGUUUUUAUUUAUGUUUUUGUUAUUUAUGUUAUUCUCAUAUAUGAAGGUUUUAAACUUCAAAGGUAAUACACCCAUAUAUUUAUGUUUCUUCAUUUUAUCGCAUACGUGCUUGGAAAAGCAUUUUAAAUAUUUCCAGCCGUUAACCAAAGCCGCUUGGAUGACUAUGGGACACUGUUACAAUCGUGACUUUAAUUCAACUCUGCAUGCUCGAUAAUAAUCUAAUGCAUUUAUUACAUUACAUCAACUUAUAUCAACAUUGCGCUAUGUGUAUCAUUUUUUGUUUUUCACGUGAUUUAAUUAUUUAAUAUUUCGAUAAAAAUCAACUUGCUUCUUGGGUUCCUGUGAAUAAUAGGGGCAUUUUUUAAUACUACACAUAAACAACCUUAUAGAAAUGUACAUUUCGGAAUUUUUAUUCACAUUAUGAAUCGAAUCAAGAUGACGUAAUGAUUUGAGAAAUAUCGAUUUAUUUAAGUUAAAUUUUCGCAAUCUCAAAUUCAAAUCUGGUUUCCGGUGAGCCUGUUAACCCACAUUUUCUGGUGAUUCAUGUAUUGAACUAUCUUGAGAAUCUAUCGACAUCACCGGUGUUGAAUAACCAAGGGUUUCCAUCAAAUCCUUUAUCAUUGUCCAUACCCGUAUGUUCGUAAGAUUGUUCUAUUACAGUAACAGAAUAAAAAACUAGAUAUAAAUAAUAUUUGAAAAAAAAAAAAAAAAAUACAAGUCAAUAAAAUCGUACUGCUUGCUAACAAAA